This is a messenger RNA of Lampris incognitus (smalleye Pacific opah), 972 nucleotides long. Its product is annotated as trace amine-associated receptor 13c-like. NCBI's taxonomy places the organism in Eukaryota, Metazoa, Chordata, Actinopteri, Lampriformes, Lampridae. The coding region runs from base 1 to 972 and encodes 323 amino acids. The transcript has a single exon. The record is from RefSeq and is a predicted model, not a curated record. Gene Ontology annotation, cellular component: membrane. Gene Ontology annotation, biological process: G protein-coupled receptor signaling pathway. Gene Ontology annotation, molecular function: trace-amine receptor activity.
AUGGACACCUUGGACGAGGCCGAACACUGCUUUCCUCAGCACAACUCUUCCUGCAGGAGGCGCACACCCCCCAGCACGCUCCUCUACAUGGUGUUCAGCUCCAUAGCGCUCCUCACAGUGGUUCUCAACCUGCUGGUUAUCAUCUCCAUCUCCCACUUCAGACAACUCCACAGCCCAACCAACACCAUCCUGCUGUCGCUAGCAGUGGGUGACCUACUGGUGGGACUGCUGGGGAUGCCCAUUGAAAGCUUACGCUACAUGGAGUCUUGUUGGCUCCUAGGGACAUUGCUGUGUGCUUUAACCCCUUAUUUUUCUUACUGUUUAUGCUCCAUAAGUGUGGGUAACUUGGUGCUCAUAUCGAUAGACCGCUACGUGGCUAUCUGUGACCCGCUGCACUACUCUACUAAGAUCACAGUGACUAGAGUUAAAAUCUGUAUCUGUCUGUGCUGGGUCGUCACUCUUCUGUACAACGGUCUUAUUCUGAUGGAUCAUUUAAAACAGCCAGACAGGUUCAGCUCCUGCUACGGAGACUGUGUGGUAGUCAUCAGUCACCUCUCAGGGAUCAUAGAUCUGGUGUUCACCUUUAUUGGACCAUGUACUGUCAUAGUGGUUCUCUACAUGAGGGUGUUUCUGGUGGCUGUGUCUCAGGCACGUGUCAUACAGGUGCACUAUGGGGUUGCUUCGUCUUCCCUGGUGGCAAAGAGAUCAGAGAGAAAGGCAGCUAGGACUCUGGGCAUAGUUAUAGUUGUGUUUCUAGUGUGUUUCUGUCCGUACUACUACCCCUCACUGGCAGGCGAGGACACUUCCAACAAUUUGUCAUAUUUUGCUGUGCUGUCUUGGAUCAUGCUGACCAACUCCUGUAUCAACCCUCUCAUCUAUGCCAUCUUCUACCCCUGGUUUAGAAAAGCUAUUAAAUUCAUAUUUACCCUCAGAGUCCUGCAGCCCAGCUCUCGUGAGACCAACAUACUGUAG